Molecule: messenger RNA, 1116 nt
Organism: Sorex araneus (European shrew)
Lineage: Eukaryota; Metazoa; Chordata; Mammalia; Eulipotyphla; Soricidae
Gene: CMTM8
Product: CKLF like MARVEL transmembrane domain containing 8
Exons: 4
Coding region: 301-822 (173 amino acids)
Biological process (GO): myelination
Cellular component (GO): membrane
Molecular function (GO): structural constituent of myelin sheath
Source: RefSeq, a predicted model, not a curated record
CCCGGCCGCCCCGCGGCCUCCCCCCGGCUGGGUCUCGCUCUGCGGUGGGGCCCCCGCGCAGCCCCGGAGCCCGCGCGCAGAGGCGAGGGGGGGCGCCGCGAACCCGCAGGACGCGCGCGGCGGCUGGAUCGGUCCCCCUCCCUCGCCCCCUCCGCGGCGGGUCCCCCCCGCCCCGCGCCACCGCGCUCCCCUCCCCCCGCCCCCCCCAGUGUUCCCCGCCCCCCCCCCCCCAACCCGGGCUCAGGAGGGCCGCGCGUCCAGCCUCGGACGCGCCGGGGAGACCCCGGCCGAGGCGCGACGAUGGAGGAGACGCAGCGCGCGCGCUCGCACACCGUCACCACCACCGCCAGCUCCUUCGCCGAGAACUUCUCCACCAGCAGCAGCAGCUUCGCCUACGACCGGGAGUUCCUCCGCACCUUGCCCGGACUGCUCAUCGUGGCCGAGAUCAUCCUGGGGCUUCUCGUGUGGACCCUGAUCGCGGGGACAGAGUACUUCCGGGUGCCUGCCUUUGGCUGGGUCAUGUUUGUGGCGGUGUUUUACUGGGUCCUCACCGUCUUCUUCCUUAUCAUCUACAUAACAAUGACCUACACCAGGAUUCCCCAGGUGCCCUGGACAACUGUGGGCCUGUGCUUCAAUGGCAGCGCCUUCAUCUUGUACCUCUCGGCCGCAGUCGUGGACGCGUCCUCUGUCUCCUCGGAGAAAAAUAGCCACAACUUCAACAGCUGGGCAGCCUCCUCGUUCUUUGCCUUCCUGGUCACCAUCUGCUAUGCUGGAAACACAUACUUCAGUUUCAUAGCCUGGAGGUCCAGGACCGUACAGUGAUUUGUCAUGUUGAGAAUUAAAGGGGAAAAACAGACAAAGACUGGAAGAAUCUCAUUGUAAAAACAACUGUAGGUAUAAUGUAUAUUUCCAGAGAAUUGUAUUUAACUAAUGUUUUUAUGUACUUACUUCAAAGUGCUCACAGCGGUUUGUUACACUUAAACUUAGAUGCUUCUUUUGCAGAGUGCUGUCGCUGCCAAUGAACUCUUACAUUCCUUCUUGAUGUCUUAUUUUCUUAAUGUAUACAUAGAUAAAAAAUGCCAGUUUCUGUGUUGGAUUAAAUGCUUUGAAAUCCUG